Tauraco erythrolophus (red-crested turaco) is the source of this 945-nucleotide messenger RNA. Lineage: Eukaryota; Metazoa; Chordata; Aves; Musophagiformes; Musophagidae. The record is from RefSeq and is a predicted model, not a curated record.
AUGGAGGGCGAGGAGCUGGGGGAGGAGGAGGAGUACCCCGCUGAGGAGGAGGAGGAGGGCGAGGAAGAGGAGGAGGAAGCAGAAGAGGUGCCCGCCCCGCGCCCGCUGACGGAGGAGGACCUCAAGGAGGGUCUGUCUCUCCUCUCCAAGACCAGCAACGGCCUGGCUCAUGCCUACGUGAAGUUCGAAGCCAAACACAAGGACUUAACAGACAUCAGGCUCCUCGAAUGCUUCAUUCAUCUGCGGUACGUGGAUUUGUCAGAGAACAAGCUGCAGGAUUUGUCCCCACUGAGCGGCCUGACUCACCUGGUUUCGCUGAAGGUGGACAGGAAUCUGCUCACCAGCGCCUGCAUGCAGGAGCUGCCCUACCUCCAGAUCAUCAGCUUUGCUCACAACAGCAUCAAGGAUGUGGAGGGUAUUACUCAUCCCCUCUUAGCCAACCUCAGCCUGAAAGGAAAUAAAAUCCAGACAGCGCUGGGCAUGAGACACGGCCAGUUGUUCAGCCUGCAAAUCCUGGAGCUGCGAGGAAACAAGCUAGAGAGCACAGCAGGGCUCAAUCUUCCCAGACUCAAGAACCUCUACCUGGCCCAGAAUGACAUUCGGAGCCUUGAAGGUCUUGAGGGGCUAGGACAGCUGACAACUCUGCACCUGCGUGACAACCAGCUUGAGAUCCUCGAUGGGUUCUGCAGUAGCAUGAAGUGCCUGCGGUACCUCAACCUACGGAACAACGGGAUCAGCAGCCUUCAGGAGGUGGCAAAACUGCAGGUCCUUCCCAUGCUGCAGGUGCUGGUGCUGUUGGACAAUCCGUGCGCUGAUGAACCCGAUUACCGGCUGGAGGUCCUGGUCCUGCUGCCACACCUGCAACGCCUCGACAAGGAAUUAUUUGAGCAAGACGAACGGGCAGAGGCGAACCAAAUCCGUCAGAAAAGACAGGAAGAAGAAAAG